AUGAAGUCAAUCACUUUGUUAAUGCUAGCGGUCUCCGCAGCCUUCUUCAGCACAGGUUACACCACACGUUCUGCCAAUGCUGCAUUUGAGCUUGUGAGCCGUGGCGUUGAGUUUGCUGAAGCUGUGAGGAUCGCCAGAAACGUGACAAUAGCUUUUCAAAUCGGCGCCGUUAUUGGUGCUCUGCUACUCUGGCCACUGUCGGCAUUGUUCGGGCGCAAGACGAUAUACAUCGGCGGCAUUGGCGUCGCAGCACUAGGAUCGAUCAUCAGCAUCUCGACCCCGAAUAUUUCAGCCUUCUACAUCUCUUGCGGGUGUGCUGGCAUAGCCAUUGUCAUCUCCCUGAUUAUCGGCAACUUGUGGGUCGCCGAGAACGUCCCUGCGCGAUCCCGUGGCCAGUAUGUCAUUUCUUACAAUAUCGGCGGCGCCGUAGGGCUCGCGACAUGCGAAUGGAUCAACUUCGCCAUCGCCUGGACUGGCAGCGACCCACGCAUUGGCAUCGGCUUGCGCUUCUUGUUCCUUAUACCAGCUGCAGUUCUGCUCUACAUGGCGCCUGAAUCGUACCGCUGGCUGCUCAACCACAACCAAACCGAAGAGGCACGCGCAAUCCUCAACUCCCUCGACCAAAACCUGCCCAGCAAUGGCUCGGCCACCAAAGAAACCUACUUCGAUGCGCUCGUCCAUCAUCAACAGCGCGCCACGAACACUCCCUCAAUCUUCAGCCUACGCCCACAGGCUCCACAGGGCCCAACCAAGCUGCACCUCCAUCCUCGCCGCCGCCUCAUCCUCGUCUUCGCAGUCCAAACCCUCGCGGCCCUCUGCGGCAUCUCCUCCGCCAACUUCUACAUCACCCGCGGCCUCACUAAUGCCAACACCAGCCUCACUCUAGCGACCCGCGUCGUCAUCUCCCUCGUCCCCACGCUCGACGUCAUCUUCCAGAUCCCACCCUACCUCCUCAUCUCCCGCUUCGGAGUCCGCAAGCUCCUCAUGCUCUCUGCCCUGGGCAUGGCCUUCUGCUUCACCGUUGCCACUCCUGUAGCAAGCAUCCGUGCGAACAGCUUCUCGCGGCUAUUCUUCGCCGGCACCGACGGGCAGAGCGCCGGAGAGGAGAACGACCUGAACGCUGUGAUCAUUGCCUUCGGCAUCCUCACCUACGUCUGUUACGAUUUCGGGCUUGGCUUGGUACCGUACAUCCUCAUGACGGAGUUUACGCCGUCCCUGCAGAAUCCACUUUCAGGGGAGAUGGACUUGAGCACAGCUAUACCCGCAAUCACAACAAGUAUCCGCUUCGCCAUCGAUCUGGGCAUGAUGUUUGCACAAGCGUCCGCAGUCAGCAUGGGCGCCAGCUACCUUCUCGUGUGGCUGCUGGUGAAUCUGGUCAUUGUGGUGGUGGUGUGGGCGAUCGUGCCGGAGACGGUCGGGAGAGGGUUGGAGGAUAUGGAUCGCUAUUUCGCUUCGAAUCCUCUAUGGUUUGUUGGGCUCAGAGAUAAGGCAGCGCGACGGGUUUGGGGCGUGCAAGGAACCGGAAGCGCAGCGGGUAGGGAUGGAGAGAGAGGUUAUGUACCGGGCUCAUGGGCCGGGAGGCAUCAGUAUCAUAAUGAGGAAGACCAGGACGAAUACUGGCAUGGAGAGGCAAGGGGGAGGACUUACAGCGCUGGCGCAAACAAUGUAGAGAUGACCUCGACAUCGCAACGCAGGGAACAAGAGCAGCAGCAAGAAUACACGGGUCUGCCAAAAGGCGUGGCGAUGGACGUGAGGCGGUCGAUAUACUGA
Molecule: messenger RNA, 1770 nt
Organism: Cyphellophora attinorum
Lineage: Eukaryota; Fungi; Ascomycota; Eurotiomycetes; Chaetothyriales; Cyphellophoraceae
Product: Sugar transporter STL1
Exons: 1
Coding region: 1-1770 (589 amino acids)
Biological process (GO): transmembrane transport; carbohydrate transport
Cellular component (GO): membrane
Molecular function (GO): carbohydrate:proton symporter activity
Source: RefSeq, a predicted model, not a curated record